CUGGCUUGCAAUUUUCUCUACCUGUCAUCUGGACUGUUUUUGUUCACACGCUGGCACAAGUUCAAACAGAAAAAGUUGAUGCAAUAUAAUUACACGAGCGACAUGACGCAACUGGUGGAAAUUGAAUAUAAGCAUGCCAUGUGAAGCGUUUUUCAAUUUCCUACGACUUCUGAAAUCACGUGGCGUAGCAAGUACCAAUCGGUGUGGUGUGAGGAAUGGUGUGGCAACGGUAAGGAGGUCAUUUGCCGUGUGUUCCAUUUACUGAGAAUAUUCUAGAACACACAAAAAAGUACACGAAAUACCAUCUUGUGUAUCGUCGUGGGCCCAAGACAUAUGCCGGUACUGAUACCCCCUACAUUGUCGGCCCACCGCAACAUUUUUCUACAGUCCACGAAGUUGGAGUCUUGGUCGUCUGCAAACGCAUGAUGCGAGCAUUUGGAUAAGGAUACCGGGUGUCGUUGACUGGAUCAAAGAGCGAGCGACAUUUUCUUUUUUUUUAAUUUUUAACGGCGAGUCUGCCGCAGUGGAACUGGUUUCAUUGCUUGCGGCCAGCACAUCACAGGCUGUUGAGGGGACUGCACAGUUGGUGAUAAUCUUACUUGGCCACGAUGACGCAAGACAACAGCCUACCGCCAUCCGAAGCGAAGCAUGCCUUGCGGUGCAGGGGAAGCAACCUGCAAAGAUGCCAUGGCUGAGCAGGUUGCUGCAGAGACUCUUCUUUCCUUUAGCAACAGUGGACAAGAUCGCAUGCUCCAGAACAACAUGGUGGAUUUUUCUGGGCACAAUGGCUGCCCUACCCCACCUCACUCAGAGGAUGGCAGCUCAAACCCUUAUGCUGCAACAGAGUUCAUCCAAGAUGCUUCAAUUUGUUGUGUUGCUGCAAAGAAAGAAUCUAGACUGGCACAGUUAUUGAGGGAGGCACCUAUUGACCUUUCACCUAGAAAAGAACGACCCAUUCCUGUGUCAGUAAUAGUGCCCAACAAUCUAAGCAGAAUUCCUGAUAGCUGCAAACCCUUGCGAAAACGCUGCUUUUCUGAUAUUAGCUUUGAAGGGAGUUUUGACCAAGCCAGAGCUGCUGAGAAGCCUGCAAAAGAUCUGCUGCAGGACUUUGUGAAAGACAACAGUUGUUCCAUGGUUUUAUCUGAACUGGGGCGUGUCAGUGCCCAACAAAAACAAGUGGAACGAACUAGGCUGGAUGAAAUUCGUCAGAGGCUGCAGUCUCCAGUGCUGUCUUCAAACAUUCAAUCACAAACAUCUGUUUCUGUCUUAGAUUUGGGUCACCCACAGCAACUUUCAAAGACUACAGCAUUACCAGUGACACUACCUUUGACCCCCGUGUCUCCUCCAGCCACUGCAAAGUCACUGAACAUCCUUUCUAGCAUUCCUAUGCUUCCACUUCCAAACACAGACUGCACCAUCACCCUGCAACAUGUUUCCCACCCUUUGGACAGACCUAUUGCUAUCCCACUCACUCAGACCCCAAUUGUACAGGUUAUUGUGGUAAAUGGCUUAAAUGCAUCAACACCCCAGUGUGUCAAGCCACAGUGUUCAGUUUCUGUGGGUAAGAACAAGUCUGAACAGUACUGCCCUAUAGCCCCUGCCCCAGCCACAGUGAAGUCCCCUUGCGGGGUGCAGAUGGAUGAAGAUGGCACAACAUGUGAUGGCAAACGCCGCCGAACCCACGUCUGCAGCUACAAGUCAUGUCAGAAGACGUAUUUCAAGAGCUCCCAUUUGAAAGCACACAUCAGAACUCAUACUGGAGAAAAACCAUUUGUCUGUGAGUGGGCAAAGUGUGGGCGGAGAUUUGCACGAUCUGAUGAACGUUCACGUCAUAUGAGAACUCAUACGGGUGAAAAGAAAUUUCCUUGCCCUUCCUGUGAUCGAAAGUUCAUGCGCAGUGACCAUCUUGCCAAGCACAUGCGACGCCAUGCUGCCAACAAGAAGAACUGAUAGGAAGUGAACUUGACAUACAGUGGUCACUGAGUGAAAAGUAGCCUGUUCAUGUCUAGCAGAAGUUUACUGUAAUUUCUGGAUGAAGAAAGUGUUUAGGGCUGCUUGAAUUGUAUAUGUGAUAUUUAAAAAAACAAAUCAUUUGUUGCUGAGUGCUUUUCUUGUCAUAGGCUUCUAAGGUUAGCAACUUGCAUUUAUUGCCAACAUAUUAGGGAGAAUAGCCAUCUGUUAACAUUUCUGUUUGAGUAAAUGUAAUAUUUGUGGUUCACUCAAAAAUGCAUAGCCAAGCAAACUGCUUGACAUCUAAGCAAGAUUUAUCCGAGGAGAUAAAAUCGCUGGGAGGAGUUGUGUGAAUCUUUUUCGGCUAAUAUGCCCUGCAGUUGUUCACUUACAUUUUGUUUUUUAUAUACUUUUCACAAGUUGGCUUUAUGAGAAAAGUAAAGCAAAAGUUAAAAAGUAAUAUUUAUAUAUUCUAUAUGAAUUUUCAAAGGAAAGUGUUGGUCUUUUUUUUAAAGGCAAAAUAAAUUUUAAAGAAAUAUGCAUGUGGUUAAAUACCUUACUUGCUGUUUCUUAUUCAAGUAAUUUAAUGCCUUGUUGAUGCGGCGGAAAAAAAGAGUUUUCAAGUUUAUGAAUAGAUGCACAUUUCCACCAUGACAAUUAUUGUUAUUUUUAACUUAUUACUAAAUUAUUGGUGCCAUUGAAUGUGGUCACAAUUGCUGCACCCUUGUGUUAAAUGUCAAGUUGGCUUUGAAAUGAAGAAUUGAGAGUGUGUUCCAUGCAUAAAAGUGUAUGCUUGAUCCUCCAUUGUUAAAAAAAAACCAACCCAUUAACCUCUGAGUCAACAGAUACUGGUUUAUUUUAUUUAUUUGUUAGAAUCAAAUAGUUUCAGUCACUUUAUGUUGUAAAAUUGUAGCCAUGAGAUUUUUAAUUUUGUAUGUUAAUGCUAAACCCAAAUGUCUUUCAGCAUGUGUGGUUUCACAAGUGAUUUUCUUUCUUUGCAACCCUGCUUGCUAAGUGUAUGUUUUUAUUUAUGAUCCCAUUUUAUUUAUGAAAUUUGUAUCUCGGACAGUUCUUGAGUUUGCUGAAUGUGAAUGCCACUGACCAAAUAACAGAUCACUUAAAAUCAAAAUGGAAAAUUAAAAAAAUUUAAAUCAAUAUUUUGACUGUUGCAGCAUAUGUUGGCUAGAUUUUUUUUUAAAGUAAUGCAAUCUAAGCUGUAUUAUCUUGUUACAUGUUUUCAAAGCUCCAUCCCCACCUUUUUUAAAAUCAGUGUUUUGAUAGAGAAGGUUGUUUAUUGUUCUGUUUAAAUAUCCUGUAUACGAGUAAGCUUGGUGGCAUUUAGAUAACAUGUAAUAGUAAGCACAUCUGUUUAGUUCUAAAAGGAAUUUGUAAUUAUAGUUCAAUGCUUACAAUUUAUAUUAGAGAUCUUUUAUUGGGAUUGGGCAGUUAGAGUAGGAGAAAUGUAAGGAGAGAGUGUUUACCAAUCAAGUUGUUACGUGCAAACUCAUUUCUCUUUUCAAAAUUUUUUUUAAACUUGAGAUAAUGUUUAACAUCGUAAUGGCUAACAUUUGUUUUCUUUCUUUUCCUUUUUUUUUUUGUUUGUUUGUUUUAAUUUGACUACCCCAUUCAAGAUUGAGUAGCAUCACACUUUGAUCCACCUCAUAGUUUAAGAUUUGGAUGUUAAUGGCAGUUUAAAAGACAAUUUGUGUGCAUAAUUACAUAUCUGUGCAAACGAUGCCUUAUAAAAAGAGAAGGUUCACAUGUGCUGUUUGAUUAUUUUUUUCUUUUCUUUUCUUUAUUAGGCUAAAUUCUGCAAGUGGCAAGAUGCUCAUAUGGUCUCAUUCCAUAUUUAGUAACCAGCAUCACGUGGCAUUCCUUGCUUCCUUUUAUGAUUAAAAAAAGAUGCAUUCAUGAUGAUGCAUGAAUUGCUAA
Molecule: messenger RNA, 3882 nt
Organism: Pomacea canaliculata
Lineage: Eukaryota; Metazoa; Mollusca; Gastropoda; Architaenioglossa; Ampullariidae
Product: Krueppel-like factor 10
Exons: 4
Coding region: 649-1950 (433 amino acids)
Biological process (GO): regulation of transcription by RNA polymerase II
Molecular function (GO): DNA-binding transcription factor activity, RNA polymerase II-specific; RNA polymerase II cis-regulatory region sequence-specific DNA binding
Source: RefSeq, a predicted model, not a curated record